This is a messenger RNA of Dipodomys spectabilis (banner-tailed kangaroo rat), 2072 nucleotides long. RefSeq names its product tRNA isopentenyltransferase 1 (gene Trit1). Lineage: Eukaryota; Metazoa; Chordata; Mammalia; Rodentia; Heteromyidae. The transcript has 11 exons. Gene Ontology annotation, molecular function: ATP binding; tRNA dimethylallyltransferase activity. The record is from RefSeq and is a predicted model, not a curated record. Gene Ontology annotation, biological process: tRNA modification. Bases 11 to 1351 code for a protein of 446 amino acids. Gene Ontology annotation, cellular component: mitochondrion.
GGAAACCAAGAUGGCGGCAGCGGCUGCGGCUGCACGAGCGCUUCCUGUGGGCUCUGGGCUCCAGGGUCUGCAACGCGCGCUGCCGCUUGUAGUGAUUCUCGGGGCCACCGGCACUGGCAAGUCCACUCUGGCCCUGCAGCUAGGCCAGCGGCUCGGUGGCGAGAUCGUCAGCGCUGAUUCCAUGCAGGUCUAUGAAGGGCUAGACAUCAUCACCAACAAGGUUUCUGCCCAAGAGCAGAGGAUCUGCCAGCACCACAUGAUCAGCUUUGUGGAUCCUCUCGUGACCAGUUACACAGUGGUGGACUUCAGGAACAAAGCAACUGCUCUGAUUGAAGAUAUAUUUGCUCGGGACAAAAUUCCUAUUGUUGUGGGAGGAACCAAUUACUAUAUUGAGUCUCUGCUCUGGAAAGUUCUUGUUAAUACCAAGUCUCAAGAGAUGGGCACUGGGAAAGUAAUUGAUCUGAAAGUAGAGCUUGAGAAGGAAGAUGGCCAUGUGCUGCACAAACGCCUAAGCCAGGUGGACCCAGAAAUGGCUGCCAAGCUGCACCCACAUGACAAGCGCAAAGUGGCCAGGAGUUUGCAAGUGUUUGAAGAAACAGGAAUCUCUCACAGUGAAUUUCUUCGUCGUCAACAUGCAGAGGAAGGCGGUGGUCCCCUCGGAGGCCCUCUGAAGUUCCCUAACCCUUGCAUCCUCUGGCUUCAUGCUGACCAGACAGUUUUAGAUGAGCGCUUGGAUAAGAGAGUGGAUGACAUGCUUGCUGCUGGUCUCUUGGAGGAGCUAAGAGAUUUUCACAGGCGCUAUAAUCAGAAGAAAGUUUCAGAAAAGAGCCAGGACUAUCAACAUGGUAUCUUCCAGUCAAUUGGCUUCAAGGAAUUUCACGAGUACCUGAUCACUGAGGGAAAAUGCACACCAGAGACAAGUAACCAGCUUCUAAAGAAAGGUAUCGAGUCUUUGAAGCAAGUAACUAAGAGAUAUGCCCGGAAGCAAAACCGAUGGGUUAAAAACCGUUUUUUGAGCAGACCUGGUCCCAAUGUCCCCUCGGUAUAUGGCUUAGAGGUGUCUGAUGUCUCCAAGUGGGAGGAGUUUGUUCUCAAACCUGCUCUUGAUAUCGUGCAAAGUUUUAUCCAGGGCCACAAACCUGCUGCCACUCCAAUAAAGACAUCACACAAUGAAACUGAGAACAAGAGAAGUUACCAUAUGUGUGACCUCUGUGACCGAAUCAUCAUCGGGGACCGUGAGUGGGCAGCACAUAGGAAAUCCAAGUCUCACUUGUACCACCUGAAGAAAAGAAGAAAAUUGGACUCAGAUGCCAUCAAUACCAUAGAAAGACAGAGUAUUUCUCCAAACUGAAACAUAGAACUUCAAGAGAAGAGAUCCUCGGGACAGCAUGUCAAGGGCCAAAAUAAGCAUUUAAGAGAUAUGUUCAGUGGCCUUUGCAAAGGAGGGAGGGUCAAGUUCAGGAAGGAGGUUGCAUCUGUUUGUACUGCCCUGGAACGCAGAAUGCUGGACAGAACGCCCACCAUGCUCUUUCUGUAGUAUGGUCUUAAGGUCUCCUGUCCCUGGCAGCAGGCUUUCAGCUCCAGUGUGGCUGUUGUGUCUGGUAAUGAUAUAGUUCAGGAUGGGAUUUUUUUUUCUUUGAACCUUAAAGGUUUGAUUUUAGAAAGAGGCACAGAUUGCACAUUUAAUACAUGAGCAUCCUUUUAGGGGUGAACACAGGAAUUCACUUACAUCCCUUAAAAGAAGGCUUUUGUCCCUGAUACUGGCUAAAAAUAUCUGAUUUGCAGAUGCUUUUGUAGAUGACUGAGGUAUUGUGAGGCACAAAUCAGGAGUUCUGGAUUUGGGUACAGCAGGAAAGGAUAAGCCCUAGUGAGAUAGUUAAGUGAGCCAGAGCAGCUCUUAGAAUUCCAGAGGAGGAGGAACCAGGCCGAAUUAGUUGUGACCUAGAGUAUAAAGACAGAGAGCUGUUGGGCUGUUCCUGUGUGAUAACUGCUGUCGCUGAUAUCUUUCUAGUAAGGUAGAAAUCUAUAUUUUUAUUGAAAAUUAAAUAAAAAGUUUGCAAGGGUCUCUACAA